AUGAUAAGAAAAGCAAAGCCAAUGCGUCCAGUUCAUCAAAUCAAUUUAUCAUUACCAAUUGUUCAAACUAAUGCAUAUGAAAUUUAUUAUACAAUACCUCCAUCGCAUGCUCAAAAAUCACCAACGGUACGUUCAAUAACACGUCAAAAACCGUCUAGUGAUAAUAAUACUACUAUUACGAAUAUUAGUAACAACAACAACAACAACAACAACAAUAAUAAUAAUAAUAAUAAGUCGAAUAAUCAGACAACAAGAAUUCAAUCUUCAAGUCGUCUUAAACAUCUUACUGAUCCGGUACUAGUUAGUUUAAUUGUUGAAAUGCCUCCAAUACCUACAGAUUCAACAUCGACAAUAGCUGAUGCUAUAUCACAUGCAUUGAUUAAUUCUGGUUAUUCUGGACAAACAUUACGUGCUUUACCAACCAUAGCAAAACAAAAUAAAUCUUCAAAUACGAAAAAUGAUGAUGCACGAUCUCAAACAUCAUCUGGUGAUAGAAUUUUAUAUGAAUCAGUUGUAUCAUUUGAAAAAGUUCGUAUAAAUAAAACUAAAAAAAAUCCUCGUCCAAGUGUUCAUUAUCCUAAAUUUACAACAGUUAAAGUUUUACAAACACGAAGAACAGCAAAACGUAUAUUUGAUUCUAAUAAUAUGCAUUUAAAAUUACCAAAUGUAACCUCAUUAGAAAAUCUCUUACACCAAUCACUUAUAUCAUCUCGUCAACGUCUUCAUGAACAAGUUGAACAAUUAACAAAAAGUUAUUUUCCAACAAUACAACAACUUCGUCGUGGUCAUCCAUGUUCUGAAUUAAAGAAUAAUCGAAUGCAUUUACAUCGUGAAGAAAAACGAAAUUUUGCUCCUAUGCUUUCUCAUUCACGUGUAGUUCGAUAA
Messenger RNA from Rotaria sp. Silwood1, 885 nucleotides. Lineage: Eukaryota; Metazoa; Rotifera; Eurotatoria; Philodinida; Philodinidae. The record is from the annotation of a GenBank genome assembly.